CACCUAGCGUAAAGCAGUGAUACUCGGGCACCUGUAGACGUUCCCGAAUCGGUUAAUUACGUUUCCAUCGCGCAUUGCGUAUUCUCAAAAUAGUAUUUCAUUCAUCGAUAAAGCGUGAAUUCGCAACGUGGAUAUCUUCCGCAAGGCACGAGGAGAUGGUCGUCAAAGGCACUGGACCGCAGCUGGAAAAGCAGAUUGGCUGCAUCAAGUUCACAAUUUUCUGCUUAAACGCGAUAAUAUGGAUCUUGGGUUGUGCGAUGUUCGGUCUGUCGAUAUGGAUGCGGUUCGAGCCGAUAUUCGAGGAGUGGGUGGAGUUCCUGAACAUGUAUGAGUUCUAUAUUGGAAUUUACGUACUGAUCGCCACUUCGGUAAUCGUCAUGGCUAUCGCUUUUAUUGGCUGCGCCGCCGCUCUUAUGGAACACAUAUUAGCUCUGUACACCCACGUGGGUCUUCAAGCAUUCUGUUUCAUCUGCGGUCUAACUGGAGCGGCGGUCAUUCUUGAUUACUCUACAUAUGAUAGCCAAAUUCAACCCAUCAUAGAGCGGUCCAUGUAUAAUCUUAUCAGCAAUUCCCACAAAGAAAAUGCGAGCUUCAUCUUGAGAGUAAUUCAGGAAACUGUCGGAUGCUGUGGGGCUGACGGACCCAGGGAUUACACGCAGAUGCACAAACCACUGCCUACCGAGUGUCGGGACACCGUCACCGGAAAUGCUUUCCACCACGGCUGCGUCGAAGAAUUGUCUUGGUUCUUGGAGGCGAGAUCGGGAUGGCUCGCCGGUCUGGCGAUGGCGUUGUGCAUGCUUCACGUGAUUAUAGCUGUCCUGACGCUGAUACUUGUACGAGCGAUCAAGAAAGAGGAUGAAUCAAUUACGUUCAAGCGUUAAAAGAUUACAUCUGCGAUGUAACAAUGGUAGAUUGUAAUUAUUCCAAUCGCAAUUCGAAUUUUUAUAAGACAAAACAUUUUAUAAGAAACUUGAAGAUGUAGAUUUUUAUCAUUGACAAAAACUAAUAGAGUAUAGAGAUAUAUUAAGACAUUUUUAUAUUUGUCAGGGAAUGAUGUGUUCCUAAUGUAUUCUUUUAAUACAAUACCGAAGACUCAAUUUUCAACGAAUUGCGUUUUCGUUAUAACACAUCUGUUCAGAGAGCAUGCAACAAUUCUCGAAAUUACAGACCGACUUUAUCAGAAUACAUAUAAUUAUCAUGAACAAACAUAUCAUUUAUAAUAUUUUAUAUA
This is a messenger RNA of Linepithema humile (Argentine ant), 1231 nucleotides long. RefSeq names its product tetraspanin-2A (gene Tsp2A). NCBI's taxonomy places the organism in Eukaryota, Metazoa, Arthropoda, Insecta, Hymenoptera, Formicidae. Gene Ontology annotation, cellular component: plasma membrane. The record is from RefSeq and is a predicted model, not a curated record.